Messenger RNA from Dissoconium aciculare CBS 342.82, 528 nucleotides. RefSeq lists its product as uncharacterized. Lineage: Eukaryota; Fungi; Ascomycota; Dothideomycetes; Mycosphaerellales; Dissoconiaceae. The transcript is spliced from 4 exons. Bases 1 to 528 code for a protein of 175 amino acids. The record is from RefSeq and is a predicted model, not a curated record.
AUGACAGAGGCCGUCGUGUAUGUCGAGGAGCGAGAUCGUAGAGCAUUAUCAGAGCCAUACAGGCCGCUCUACAGCCCAUUUUCGAGUAAGCCGGUACUUGUCCACCAGCGCAAUGAUUUCCUAGGCAAUGCCUUUACAACACAUCCGUAUCUCGGCGCCUUACUUUUCGACAACGAAAAUUCCGAGGCUAGAGAUCAUGCUGCUGCGGAGAGGACAUUUCUGUCAUGGCUUCGUCUAGCUAUUUACAUGGCGGUCGUGGCCGUCGCCAUCAUGGUCUCCUUCCACCUGAAGCGACAGCCGACAGCGAUAGAACUUAAAGUCGCCGCUCCUUUGGGCUUAAUAUUUUGGCUCCUCUCCCUCGCGUGUCUGAUUUCUGGUCUGCAUAAUUAUGUCAAGACAGUGAACCACUACUCAACACGGCAGGCGAUUGUACAGAGUGGACUAGGAACACAGCUGGUAUUCACCGUCAUAGCGUCAGCGAUUGUUGCUGCGUGCAUCUUGUUCUUGUCAACAGGAUCCGAGAAAUAA